Cinara cedri is the source of this 630-nucleotide messenger RNA. The record is from the annotation of a GenBank genome assembly. Lineage: Eukaryota; Metazoa; Arthropoda; Insecta; Hemiptera; Aphididae.
AUGACAAAAUCCACACCGCUAAAAUGGCUACCAGUGCUUAGUAACAUUGCUCCGCCAAAGUUACGAAGAGAACACGCACUCCUGCAAGAAUGGAAAAAGUACGCUAAUAACCUCUCCCUUCCCAUACACGCGGACCUGAUUACAUUAGAAAAUGUUCAAUGACUCAAAUCCCGAAAACCAUCGUGGAAAACAGCAAGGGAUCUCACCAGAGAUAAAUUCAAUAUAAGUUAUAAAUGGGAAAGCGACUGGACAAUAGAAAACCCAGAUAACCAAAAACUGGUGAUUAACCCAACUAUCAUACAACCAGGAUUUGAACUUAAAAGAAAUACUUGGGUAACACUAAACCGUAUCAGGACUGGCCAUGGUAGGAGUGGUCACAUUAUGUAUAAAUGGGGAAUGCGUGACACUGAAACGUGUGACUGUGGCUAUGAAUCCCAGACGAUCAAUCACAUCACCACUAUAUGUUCAAUUCGUGCAUUUCCAGGUACCAUGGAAGAUAUCCACUUGGUGAAGGAUGAAGCGGUGGAAUGGAUGAAGAACCUGGAUUUGGAGUUACCAUAUGGGAAACCUCUUGUCUAUUUUAUGUUGGUAAUGAAUUUGCAUUUCAUCAAUAUGUUUGUUUAUUUCUGA